UAUAGACCCAUAACGCUUUUAAAUACAAUGGCAAAAAUAAUGGAAAAGAUAAUAAACAACCGGCACAUAUGGUCUCGAAAAGAAUAAACUUAUAUCAAACAAACAAAGCGGGUUCCGCAGAUCUCGUUCCACACUUGACAAUUUAGUUACCAUACACUCCGAAAUAAACAAAACAUUUGCCACAAAUCAGUAUCUUGAAAUGAUAUGUCAAGACAUUACAAAAGCUUACGACACUAUAUGGAGACAUCGAGUAAUUCAAAUAUUCAGUAAAAUUAUAUCUAAUGGUAAUAUGCUUAACUAUAUUAAAAGUUUCCUAGACAAUCGACAAUUCGCAGUCAAAGUAUCAAACACACUCUCUGUAAAUCUCUUACAAGAAAACGGAGUACCUCAAGAUGACUUCAACUUCUGGUGCAGGAGCAACAACCUAUCAACUGUACAAAGGUUCCUCGAAGAAACAGCCAACAAACUAACUCAAUGGGCCAAUACGUCAGGUUUCAAAUUCUCCAAUUCAAAAUCCCAAUGCAUUAUAUUCUCUAGAAAAAGAGGGCAAAAACAUAUAAACGUUCAAAUAGAUGGAAAAAACAUACCAAACAAUAACACAGUCAAAAUUCUCGGCCUGAAAUUUGAUACAAAAAUGAACUGGAUCCAACAUCUAAAAUACCUAAAAACGGAUAUUAACCAAAAAUUGAAUUUAAUAAAAAUGUUAAGUCACACCCAAUGGGGGGGAGAUGAACAUACACUAAUCCGCAUACAUAGACAACUUAUCAGAGCAAAGUUAGACUACGAAGCAAUUUUAUACCAAUCAACCAGCCACUCACAUCUUAAAAUAAUAGACAGUGCAUUAAACUCCAGCAUAAGACUAUGCAUUGGAGCUUUCAAAUCAAGCCCUAUAGAAA
This is a messenger RNA of Acyrthosiphon pisum (pea aphid), 896 nucleotides long. RefSeq lists its product as uncharacterized. NCBI's taxonomy places the organism in Eukaryota, Metazoa, Arthropoda, Insecta, Hemiptera, Aphididae. The annotation marks the transcript as partial. The record is from RefSeq and is a predicted model, not a curated record. The transcript is spliced from 2 exons.